Messenger RNA from Cotesia congregata, 585 nucleotides. The record is from the annotation of a GenBank genome assembly. Lineage: Eukaryota; Metazoa; Arthropoda; Insecta; Hymenoptera; Braconidae.
AUGAAAAAAGUCCAAAAAAAAAUGAGCAAGUCUAAAGAUUCUCCAUCUUCUGACAAUGAGGCUGAAGAAGAGUUCAGCGUUGAGAAAGUGCUUGACAGACGAAUGGUUAAGGGCAAGGUAGAGUAUUUCCUUAAAUGGAAAGGGUACUCAAACGAUGAAAACACUUGGGAACCAGAAGAAAAUCUGGACUGUCCUGAUUUAAUCGCUCAAUUUGAAGAUCAGCGAAAAAAGAAAGAGGCUGCUGCUAGUAGCAAGCGGCAUGAAGAAAAAGAUUCCAAAAAACGAAAAAGUUCAAGCACCCCAACACCAACACAUGCCAAAAAAAAGAUGACAGAGGACAAGGACAAAAAACCAGAAGGAUUUGACAGAAAUCUUGAACCUGAACGUAUCAUUGGUGCCACUGAUUCAAGUGGGGAACUUAUGUUUUUGAUGAAAUGGAAAGGUACUGAAGAUGCAGACUUGGUUGCAGCUCGUGUUGCUAAUGAGAGGUGUCCCCAAAUUGUGAUCAAGUUUUACGAAGAAAGAUUAACAUGGCACAGUCCAACGCACGACGAAGAAGGCUCCAACAAACCUGAUCCUGAGUAG